Molecule: messenger RNA, 1719 nt
Organism: Oryzias melastigma (Indian medaka)
Lineage: Eukaryota; Metazoa; Chordata; Actinopteri; Beloniformes; Adrianichthyidae
Product: chymotrypsin-like protease CTRL-1
Biological process (GO): proteolysis
Molecular function (GO): serine-type endopeptidase activity
Source: RefSeq, a predicted model, not a curated record
CCUGCGGCUCAGCUCCUCUCAACUCGAGGGCGGCCGUGACGGAGUCCAGGAUCGUGGGCGGUCAGGCCGCCAGCGCGGGGCAGUGGCCCUGGCAGGUCAUGCUGCAGAUCCCGGUGAGCGGGGGGAUGUCGCUCUGCGGGGGGUCUCUGAUCAACAACCAGUGGGUCCUGAGCGCCGCCCACUGCUUCAGCAGCACCAACACGACCAAUGUGGUUGUUUAUCUGGGACGCAUCAACACGCAGGGCUCCAACCCCAACCAGGUGUCCCGGUCGGUGUCCAGGAUCAUCGUCAAUCCAAACUACAGCAGCAAGACGCAGAACAACGACCUUUCUCUGCUGAAGCUGGCCUCGCCCGUGACCUUCAACGACUACAUCAGCCCCGUCUGUCUAGCGGCGCAAGGCAGCAACAUCCCGGCCGAUACCAGCGCCUGGGUCACGGGGUUUGGGACUCUUUCAUCUGGAGGGUCGUUGGCCCAAACGCUGCAGGAGGUGAACGUUCCCAUCGUGUCCAACACUCAGUGUAACUCUGCGUACGGCGGGAUCACCAACCAAAUGAUCUGUGCCGGUCUGACCAUCGGAGGAAAGGACUCCUGCCAGGGCGACUCCGGCGGCCCGCUGGUCGUCAAGAACCGCACCCGCUGGGUCCAGGCCGGAGUGGUGAGCUUCGGGAACGGCUGCGCCAAGCCGAACUUCCCGGGCGUCUACGCCCGAGUCUCGGAGUUCGAGUCGUGGAUCAACAGCCAGGUCGACGGGUCGAAGCCUGGAUUCAUCGAUUUCGGGAGAUACUCCAACAGUAGCGGUUUAGCUUCAUCGAACAUAGGCAACGGGGGAGUUUCUACCAUGAAACCAGCGGUCCACGCCGUCCUGGCGGCGCUGGGCGCCGUCUUCCUCAUCCUCUCAUGAAACUCAGAAACCUCACUGCAGCGAUGAAGCACUUUCCUUCUAAAGACUCGAGGACGGAGUCAGAGCCUGGAACCAUCCUUCAGCUUCAUGGAUGAUGUUCGGGUGGAGCCAGUGUCAGUUAACCUUAAGCACAGAAUCUUUGACAUGGUGGAACUUUUAAACGUUUGUACGAUCGAUGUGAUUCGUCGAGCCGCUUUUCUCCUUCACCAUCGACUGGAAUUACAUCGAUAAACAAUAGAGCCAGGAUGUUAAAGGGUUAAAUAACAUUCAGGACAAAAACUACAUACUUUUAAAAUAUUAUUAAUAUUAAAAAACAAACUUGGUUGAAAAUUCAGGUUAAAAUUUACACUUUUGUUGAUAAAUUAUCAUUUUAAAAUGUCAGAUUUCGUUAUUAGAAAUGAAACAUAAAAGUGUCAAAAACAUUCCUGCGUUAAAUUUAAACGGAUGCUGUGACUUUAUUGGAAGAUAAAAAUACAAAAAACAGUUACUGACAUGAAUGUCUUUUAAAAUGUUGUUAAACUUCUGUGAAUAUUUAUUUGAUAAAAUAGUUUCACUACAAACGGGUUUUCCUUCUCCUGAGUUUAUAUUCUGAGAACAACAUUAAUAUCUUUUUUUUAACGUGUGAUCCAAAUGAAGUGAAGAUGAAGUUUGUGUGUCUUUUCUUAAACUUUUUCACCUUUUGAUCUUUUACUCUAAGUUUUUCUGUCAGGCACAAAAUAAAACGUUUUUGGGGAAAAUCUGAUCCUUAUUUAUUUCUAACAAAAGACGUGUUUGGAUCUGUAUUACAAUAAAAGAAAUAAACGACGUUUCCUCAUCA